CUUGCCCAGAUAACACACUCCGCCCGUCCCUCGGGUGCGCACUCCCCUCUCGGGCUCCGGGGCCCCAGGGCAGCCCCCAUGACCCGCACGCGCGCCUACAGCAGUCCCGCUCCCUCCCCGACGAGCCUCGACCCAGGCGUCCUGCCCCCUGCUCUGACCCCGGGUGGCCCCUACCCUGGCGACCCCUCACGCACACAGCUUCUCCCCCACCCCCACCCGCGCACGCACACAUGCAGAUAACAGCCCCGACCCCCGGCCGGAGCCGCAGAGUCCCUGGGCCACCCCGGCCGCUCGCAGCGCUGCGCCGCGCUGAGCCGUCCUCCCGGAGCCGGACCGGGGCCACAGCUCCCGCUCCGCUCCAACCCCGCGCCCACUGGACAGCCGCCCUCUCUUCCAGGCCCGUAGGGCUGGCCCUGCCCCGCCGAGCUUCCCGGGAUGAGGGCUCCCGGUGUGGUCAUCGGGCGCACCUCAGGUUGCUGAGGGACCCCGGCCAGGCGCAGAAAUGGGGGCGCGCGAAUGUCCUGCCUGGCUGUGGCUUCUCCUGUCCCUGCUGUGGCUCCCUCUGGGCCUCCCAGUCCUGGGCGCCCCCCUACACCUCAUCUGUGACAGCGGAGUCCUGGAGCGGUACGCCUUGGAGGGCAAGGAGGCCGAGAAUGUCACGAUGGGCUGUGCCGAAAGCUGCAGCUUGAAUGAGAAUAUCACCGUCCCAGACACCAAAGUUAACUUCUACGCCUGGAAGAAGAUGGAGUUCGGGCAGCAGGCUAUCGACGUCUGGCAGGGUCUGACCCUGCUCUCGGACGCUGUCCUUCGGGGCCAGGCCCUGUUGGCCAACUCCUCCCAGCCAAGGGAGCCCCUGCAGCUGCACUUCGAUAGAGCUGUCCGUGGUCUUCGCAGCCUCACCACUCUGCUUCGGGCGCUGGGAGCCCAGAAGGAAGCCACCACCCCUCCAGAUGCAGCCCUCUCGGCUGUUCCACUCCGAACCAUCACUGCUGACACUUUCAGCAAACUCUUCCAAGUCUACUCCAAUUUUAUCCGGGGAAAGCUGAAGCUGUACGCAGGAGAGGCCUGCAGAACAGGGGACAGGUGACCAGGUGCAUCCAGCCGGGCACAUCCACCACCUCCCUCACCAACAUCGCCCAUGCCACACCCUCCCCCACCACUCCCAACCCCCAUCAAGCGGCUCUCAGCUCAGCACCAGCCUUGUCCCACGGACACUCCAGUGCCAGCGAUGACAUCUCAGAGGCCAAAGGAACUGUCCAGAGCACAACUCUGAGAUCUAAGGAUGUCACAGGGCCAGCUUGAGGGCCCAGAGCAGGAAGCAUUUAGAGAGCAACUUUAAACUCAGGGACAGAGCCAUGCUGGGGAGAUGCCUGUGCUCACUGGGUGCCCUGCAAAAUUUGAUGCCAGGACACGCUUUGGAGGCAAUUUACCUGUUUUUGCGCCUACCAUCAUUGAUGGGAUGACCUAGAGAAUUUAGGUGGCAAGGGGUGACUUUUCCAGGUCUCACGGGCACUCCCUUGGCGACAAGAGCCCCCUGGACACUGGGGUGGUCGGAACCGUGAAGAUGGGAUGGGGGCUGCGCUCUGGCUAUCAUGGGGUCCAAGUUUUGUGUAUUCUUCAAUCUCAUUAGCAAGAACUGAAACCA
Molecule: messenger RNA, 1645 nt
Organism: Saimiri boliviensis boliviensis (Bolivian squirrel monkey)
Lineage: Eukaryota; Metazoa; Chordata; Mammalia; Primates; Cebidae
Gene: EPO
Product: erythropoietin
Biological process (GO): erythropoietin-mediated signaling pathway; positive regulation of Ras protein signal transduction; positive regulation of cell population proliferation
Cellular component (GO): extracellular region
Molecular function (GO): cytokine activity; erythropoietin receptor binding; protein kinase activator activity
Source: RefSeq, a predicted model, not a curated record